CCAGGAGGAGCACAGCUGUGGCUGGUUGCAAGGCCAAGAGCGCUGUCAAGAAGGAAGGCCACACCCCCUCCUCCAGCAGUGGCUAGACAGCUGCAGCUCCUGCCGGACAAACGGCCAGUCACAAGGCUCCUCUGAGAACUUCAGGAUGCAGCUGUCUCCAGUCUUUGCCUGCCUGGCACUGGGCCUGGCCCUCCUCUUUGUUGAAGGGUCCACCCUGCACCGGCAUGAGUACCAGGCCGCCCAUCUGGCCACAGACUUCGGAGUGAAGGUGUUUCAGCAGGUGGCCCGGGCCUCCAAGGACCGCAAUGUGGUUUUCUCGCCCUACGGGGUGGCCUCAGUGCUGGCCAUGCUGCAGGCAACCACUGGAGGAGAGACCCAGAAGCAGAUUCAAGCAGCGAUGGGAUUCAACAUUAAUGAGAAGGGCAUGGCCCUGGCCCUCCGCCAGCUGUACAAGGAGCUCAUAGGACCAUGGAACAAGGAUGAGAUCAGCAGCACAGACGCCAUCUUUGUCCAGCGGGAUGUGAAGCUGGUCCAGGGCUUCAUGCCCCACUUCUUCAGGCUGUUCCGGAGCACAGUCAAGCAGGUGGACUUCUCAGAGGUGGACAGAGCCAGACUCAUCAUCAAUGACUGGGUGAAGAGACACACAAAAGGUAUGAUUGGUGACUUACUUGGCAAGGAGGCUGUGGACCAGCUGACACGUCUGGUGCUGGUGAACGCCCUCUACUUCAAUGGCCAGUGGAAGACGCCCUUCCCAGAGUUGGCCACCCACCGCCGCCUCUUCCACAAGUCUGAUGGCAGCACUGUCUUCGUGCCCAUGAUGUCUCAGACCAACAAGUUUAACUACACUGAGUUCACCACCCCUGAUGGCCACUACUAUGACAUCUUGGAAUUGCCCUACCAUGGGGAGACCCUCAGCAUGUUCAUCGCAGCUCCCUAUGAGAAAGAUGUGCCCCUUUCUGCCCUCACCAAUAUUCUGGAUGCUGAGCUCAUCAGCCAGUGGAAAGGCAACAUGACCAGGCUGCCCCGCCUCCUAGUUCUGCCCAAGUUCUCCCUGGAAACUGAAGUUGACCUCAGGAAGCCCCUGGAGAACUUGGGGAUGACUGACAUGUUCAGCCCCGUCCAGGCGGACUUCACGAGUCUCUCAGUCCAAGAGCUUCUCUAUGUAUCACAAGCGCUGCAAAAAGUCAAGAUCGAGGUGAACGAGAGUGGCACGGUAGCAUCCUCCUCCACGGCCAUCCUGGUCUCAGCCCGCAUGGCACCUGAGGAGAUUGUCAUGGACCGACCCUUCCUCUUUGUGGUUCGACACAACCCCACAGGGGCAGUGCUUUUCAUGGGCCAAGUGAUGGAGCCCUAACCAGAGGAAAAGAAGCUCUCAUCAGGGACCAAAACUGGAGAUGUGUCAUGAAGGGAAGAAGCAAACUCCGGAGAAAGGAAUUUUUGUUGUGAUGACUCUUUCUGGGGAGAGAGAAGGCAUUUGUAUCUUUUUCCCCAAUGGUAAAUUCUUUCCAGUCGACUCUAUGACCUCAGCCUCUUUCGGAGGUGGGAGGAUCUUGCAGGGUAACUGCCCAGCUAGAGAGCCCACCGUGAGAGACCCCUGAACACAAAGGUCUCCAAGCCAGACCGGAAAACCUGCGGAAGGAAUGGCGGGCACAGCUGCCUCUGCCCAUCUCCCUGCCUGCUCGGCCUUUGGACCUGCUUCCCACGGAGGC
Ictidomys tridecemlineatus (thirteen-lined ground squirrel) is the source of this 1709-nucleotide messenger RNA. It is a transcript of the gene Serpine1, whose product is annotated as serpin family E member 1. NCBI's taxonomy places the organism in Eukaryota, Metazoa, Chordata, Mammalia, Rodentia, Sciuridae. The record is from RefSeq and is a predicted model, not a curated record. Gene Ontology annotation, biological process: negative regulation of endopeptidase activity; negative regulation of plasminogen activation; negative regulation of vascular wound healing. Gene Ontology annotation, molecular function: serine-type endopeptidase inhibitor activity.